AUGCAUCUAGAUUCCAUCGAAGAGACGUCGUACAUGGACGGCGAGGUUCGGGAAUAUCCGCAGCCGACAACAAGCCCCUACAAAGCCCCCGUCGUCACUCUCAUCAUCGGCCGGGACGAAUACAUCAUCCCGGAGUUCUACCUGCGGCAAUUCCCCCAGCUACGCAGAAGCCCCAAGGCCUUUGAGCAGGGCUACAACCCCAGUCUGAAGUUUGUCUCCACUCUCGACGUCGACGAAGACAUCGGCCACACCCUCGUCCACUACCUGUACACAGGCGAAUACGAAACUCUCCGCGACGGCCCGGACCCCAGCAUCCCCCGGCGAACGAUAGAAUACAGACGCAGCGCGUUUGCCUACCUGGCCGCGAGGAAAUAUGGUCUCGGUGGACUGGAGGCGCACGCGAAGCAUUACAUCGAAGUGUUUGACCGCGAUGUGCCCACGCCCGACAUUCUGCGGAUCGCGCGGAGCAUCUACUCCAAGCUGCCGCGGGACGAGACGUGGUUCCCGGACUACAUCCGGGUGAAGAUGGAGGAUGAGUUCGAGGCGGACGACGCGGUGUUCAAGCGGGAGUGGUUUCUGAAUGGCAUUGGACGGGACGCGUCAUUUGACCGGCUGCUCGUGCAGAUUAUGGCGGAGAUCUACUCGGAGAAGUUGGCGGCGGUGAAUUUCCGGCGACUCGAGAACGGACGCCAUAUUGUGCAUUCGAUGGCGAAUGGGGAUGCGGUGCGGAUUGUCGAGGAGACGAUUCCCGAGGAGCCGGAGGAGGAGCCUGCGUUUGAGGAUGUCGUGCCGGAGGUUGAGCCUAGCCAUGCGUAUGACGGGUCGACGGAGGACGAAGGCACUGCUGCGUACAGUGGUAAACGAGAGUCAGAGCCGGUCAGCAAGGACUGGCCGCUCACACCGUCGCCGCCUCCCUCUGCUUCUUCGCCGCAUCCUACCGACGAGACCAUCGCCGUCGAUGAGCAGCCUUCCUUUCCGAAACCUGAGCCCCAAACUCACCCCGAGCCCGACGAAGAGCGCAAAGAUGACAACUGGGGCGCCUGGGCGCCGCUCCGCAAACGAGAUAAGAAGAAGAAGAAAAACAAGAAGCUCAAGAUUGUCGAGCCGGAGGCUGAACCCAGAGCGGACGCCGCGAAGGAAAGGUGGCCGGAGGUUCGCCACGUUACGUCUGAUGAGUCGUAUGGUUUUGGGCCGCCGACGCCCCUGAGUCCAGUUUAUGAAGAGGAGGUGCCUCUACCCCUGAGGCCAGCUUCGGCGUCUCUUCUGGAGGGGCCGAGUUAUUGA
Aspergillus pseudonomiae is the source of this 1284-nucleotide messenger RNA. RefSeq lists its product as uncharacterized. Lineage: Eukaryota; Fungi; Ascomycota; Eurotiomycetes; Eurotiales; Aspergillaceae. The record is from RefSeq and is a predicted model, not a curated record. The coding region runs from base 1 to 1284 and encodes 427 amino acids. The transcript has 2 exons.